AUGGACUGGGUGGUCCUAGCGUUGAGCACUGUCCUGGGGCUGAGUGUGAACCACUCUCAAUUUCUGUGCACGCGUUUGAAUGAACCCAUCAUGACAACUGUUGCUGGCCAAAUGAAGAACAUUGUGUCAACGAUCGUUGGCACAUUUGCCUUCGGUGACUUUACCUUUGCCUUCUUGAACGUCACAGGUGUUGUGGUCAGCAUGACUGGUGCCCUUUGGUAUGCCUUCCACUCUGCUCUGAUGUCUCAACAGAAACAAGAUGUGCUGCCCAAGGUCAGCCAAGAGACGAACGGGUACAAGAAUGCCAAGCUCAAGAACUACGCCGGCCUGGCAACUGGGAACGGCAAAUACGAGGCGAUUCCAUCCAAAUAG
Ostreobium quekettii is the source of this 372-nucleotide messenger RNA. Lineage: Eukaryota; Viridiplantae; Chlorophyta; Ulvophyceae; Bryopsidales; Ostreobiaceae. The record is from the annotation of a GenBank genome assembly.